AUGUUAGGUCUUAGAGUGGCCGCAGCAGGCCCUGCAGGUAGCCGGAGUAUGGAGCCCAUGGGCCUUCAUAGCACCUCCCAAGCCCUGUACAUGGUCCUUUUAAUAGUGCUGGUCAUGAGGAGCUUGGUGUUUGGUAAUUUUGAUCCUGUCAAUCCGGAACCCCCUCAUCCAGCUCAGUUCUCCAAAUAUCUGCGCUGCUAUCGAUGCCUCUUGGAGACCAAGGAGUUGGGAUGCCUUCUGGGAUCUGACAUCUGCCUUGCCCCUCCUGGCAGCAGCUGCAUGACUCUGCUCAUAAAGAACAGCAGUGGUUCUGACAUCAUGGUGAGUGACUGCCGCCGCAAGGAGCAGAUGAGUGAUUGUUCGUAUACCCGCUCUUCUCCAGUGUUUGGCUUCUGGAUAUUUUCUCGAUGCUGCUUCCUGGAGUUCUGCAAUAACCCUCAGAACAGAGUGUUCUAUAUUCCUUAGAACUUCCGCAGAGACUUUUAGAAUAAAACCCUGCUAGUUGCCAUCCAUCUUCCUGAUUUCCAUCUGGGUGGCAGAGCCAGAACAACUUCUAGUCCCUUUUACCGGCCCUAUUGGCCUCCUAGUUGACACCCAACACCCCUCUUCCCACUCAGCCCCUCCCCCAGGUCCCCUCUCCAGAAUUCUGAGUUUUCCCUUCAAGUCCUCACGGUUUGAUGGCUUUACUCUUCUCUCCUCCCAUCUCUCAGCUGUUUCUUGGCCUUGCUUUGCCCCUUCUCCCACCAUGGGCCUCUCUAGCCUCAAGUCCCCAGGUGUUCCUCGCAAAUAAAUUGGUGUACAAACUGUA
This is a messenger RNA of Felis catus (domestic cat), 808 nucleotides long. It is a transcript of the gene LY6G5C, whose product is annotated as lymphocyte antigen 6 family member G5C. The record is from RefSeq and is a predicted model, not a curated record. Bases 1 to 465 code for a protein of 154 amino acids. Gene Ontology annotation, cellular component: external side of plasma membrane. The transcript is spliced from 4 exons. NCBI's taxonomy places the organism in Eukaryota, Metazoa, Chordata, Mammalia, Carnivora, Felidae.